Messenger RNA from Mus caroli (Ryukyu mouse), 1234 nucleotides. RefSeq names its product heat shock factor binding protein 1 (gene Hsbp1). Lineage: Eukaryota; Metazoa; Chordata; Mammalia; Rodentia; Muridae. Gene Ontology annotation, molecular function: transcription corepressor activity. Gene Ontology annotation, biological process: cellular heat acclimation. Gene Ontology annotation, cellular component: cytosol; nucleus. The record is from RefSeq and is a predicted model, not a curated record.
GGUCCCGUGACCGUGUGGUCGCGAGAACUGUCGGCUUGUGGGCGUCUGCGCCGAGAAACCGAAGUGUAGGUGACGGUUCCGAGACAUCGCCGCCAAGCUGGGCACCGGGGAGAUGGCCGAGACGGACCCCAAGACCAUGCAGGACAUCACCUUGGUGGUGGAGACGCUCUUGCAGCAGAUGCAAGACAAGUUUCAGAUCAUGUCAGACCAGAUCAUCGGAAGGAUAGAUGACAUGAGCAGUCGGAUCGACGACCUGGAGAAGAAUAUCGCUGACCUCAUGACCCAGGCUGGAGUAGAAGAACUGGACCCUGAGAACAAGAUUCCUACUGCCCAGAAGAGUUGAAGGCUGCCGGUACUGAAUCCAGAACGUCGUUGUCCCGAGCCAAGACAAAACCAAGUGGCUUUCUGCAACUAACUCCUAUGUGUGGACAGGUUUAUAAACGUGCAUUCUUAUCACAGCCUGCAUAGCCUAGAGUACCCCUACCCCGAUCCCUCAAACUUGCUAUCUUCACAUCCUGGUCAGUUCUAUUAAUUAUUAAACACUAAAAUUUUGGCGGUUUCUGGAUACGAUUGUCAAACGUUUUAGUGAUUUUUUUCCCGAGGUCCCCUCCCCACUGCUCCUCUGUGGUAGUUGCUGUGUGAUAAAGUGGCAGAGUACUCGUGAUUACGUGACUGCAGCCCCUCCCCUGGCAGAAGCCGCGCGUGAGACAUGAGUGUGUAGGGUUCUUUGAUUUUCAGUGCAAAGUGACUGUUGAGCCACCCGCCACUGGAGUGUCAGAAGUACUUCUCCAAAUGGCCCAGAACAUUUAAUAGUUGUUUGUGCCGAAGUGUCUAUCAGAGUUUUGCAUGAGAUUCUAGUAGCGUUGGUAGGACCUGCCAUGCUCAUCCGACAGGGUAUCAGAGCCCAGUGACCCUGUCCUCCCUUCAAGCUACUGACUGAAGAAAGGGAAGAGACCAAAAGACCCAAGUGAGCCCACCCCUGUCAGCAAGGCUGAAAAAUGCCCUUUGACUUGUGGGAGGUGCUGGUUUUUAAGAAACACUAUUUUACUUGAACUAUUUCUUGUCUAAAUUCUUGCACAAUGAGUUCUAUUAUUGAUUAAAGAAGACAGAUUUACAUUCAGGAUUCUGGUGUCUGGAGGCUUAGCCUCAAAGCCAGUUUUGAUGACUUAGAAGGCAGUCUAUGUCACUGUCCCCACAAAGUGAUUUCAUACAAUAAAAAGCAAGAGUAAUUAAA